Messenger RNA from Jatropha curcas, 901 nucleotides. RefSeq names its product Tetratricopeptide repeat (TPR)-like superfamily protein (gene BIGYIN). Gene Ontology annotation, biological process: mitochondrial fission; peroxisome fission; autophagy of mitochondrion. Gene Ontology annotation, cellular component: peroxisomal membrane; mitochondrial outer membrane. The record is from RefSeq and is a predicted model, not a curated record. NCBI's taxonomy places the organism in Eukaryota, Viridiplantae, Streptophyta, Magnoliopsida, Malpighiales, Euphorbiaceae. Gene Ontology annotation, molecular function: protein binding.
UCUUAAAUCUCUCUUGAUUCCCAAACGAUCCCAUUUCUUAACCCUCUUCUCUUUCCUUGCCUGUAUCUCACACAAAGCAAUUACAAACACCAAAACCUAUAUAUAUAAAAGCUUCACACUACUUCAAGCAAAUCACCAAGCUAUGGAGGCAAAGAUCGGUAAGUUCUUCGAUUCCGUCGGCUCCUUCUUCUCCGGUGGCGAUCAGAUCCCCUGGUGCGACCACGACAUCAUCUUAGGCUGCGAGAGAGAGGUUGCGGAAGCUGCUAAGGGUGAGUCAGAUGAGCUUAAGAGUGAGAGCAUUAUGCGGUUGUCGUGGGCUCUUGUUCAUUCUAAGCGACCAGAAGAUGUGCAGCGUGGAAUAGCUAUGCUUGAAGCAUCAUUGUCGAAUAGUAGCUCUCCUUUACAACAGCGGGAAAAGAUUUAUCUUCUGGCUGUUGGAUAUUACAGAAAUGGUGAAUAUUCAAGGAGCCGACAGCUUGUGGACCAAUGCUUGGAGGUUGCACCUGACUGGAGGCAGGCUCUGGUCCUCAAGAAGACACUUGAAGAUAAAAUUGCUAAAGAUGGCAUUAUUGGAAUAGGCAUCACUGCUACUGCUGUGGGACUCAUAGCUGGUGGAAUUGCUGCUGCACUGUCUCGCAAGAAAUGAUAAAAUCUUGGUCGCAACAAUGUGCAAAAGGAUAUGCUUCUGUGGCUUUUUCUCUCUCUCUUUUACAUCUUUUCUUUUGAAACAUAGAAGAACGUUUAAACUAGUCGCAUAUGGUCAAGUUGUAGCGUAACAAUGUUUAAAAUUCUGUACAAAUACCUAUAUAUGUUUUGCUUUCUUGAUUUGGAUUCAGACUUACUUUCAUAUGUAGAUUGAGCUCUGAGAUAUGAAAUCGUGUUGCUUUCUUGUUGAGCUGAA